CCCUUGCUAUCUUUUCCUGUUUUUCUCUUUUCUUUUUUCCUUUCUUCCUUCUUUUCCAUCCAUGUCUCUCUUUCUCUCCCUCUCCCCUUCUCUCUGCUCUCCUCCCCAGUUCUUGGGCAUGAUCUCCCCGCUGUUCCGCCCUCAUGUCUCCAGAUAACCCCAUCCAAGAUGCAGACGAGGCAGACAAGGCCAACAAGGCCGGCAAGGCUGGCAAGGCAGAGGAAGCUGGAGCCGCGACCCACGGAACCGUCCAGGUAUCCGAAUCCACAGAACACAAAGGCCCAGACGACGAGCCGGCCCUCGAGGAACUGGCUCCCGUCGUCAGUGGGCCACCUUACUCCGCCUUUGGCAAAUGGAAGAAGAGGUACAUCGUGACCAUGGUGACUUUGGCCGCCUUCAUCUCGCCCACGUCGGCCAACAUCUACUUCCCGGCCCUGAAUCCCCUGCGCGUCGACCUCAAUGUCUCGAGCACCCUCAUCAACCUGACCCUCACCUCCUACAUGAUCUUCCAGGGCUUGGCGCCGACCGUCUUUGGCGACUUGGCGGAUAUGGCGGGGAGGAGGCCCGCCUACAUCCUGGCCUUCAUCAUCUAUCUUGGCGCCAAUAUCGGCCUGGCAUUGCAGAACAGUUAUGCUGCGCUCUUCGUUCUCCGAUGUCUGCAGAGCACGGGGAGCAGCGGCGCCAUUGCCCUGGGCUACGGGGUGGUUGCAGACGUCUCGACAAGUUCGGAACGUGGGAAAUACAUGGGCAUCGUGGGCGCGGGAACUAUGCUGGGGCCGGCGCUGGGGCCCGUCAUCGGUGGUAUCCUCGCGCAGUUCCUGGGGUGGCGCUCUAUCUUCUGGUUCCUCGUCAUCAUCGCGGGGUGUUUCGUGGUCCCCUACGCCCUGACGGUGCCAGAGACCGGCAGGAAUGUCGUUGGUAAUGGUUCCAUCCCGCCCCAGGGCUGGAACAUGACUUUCAUCGAGUGGUAUAAGCUGCGGAAGCAAGAGAAGGCCGGGAACAAUGGCCUCUCGAGAUCGGAGACGGCUGAGGGCCGACGCCUUGCGCAGGAAGAGUUGGCCAAGAGUCGAAAAUUACGAUUUCCGAACCCGCUCAAGACGCUCCGUAUCGUGGUGCAGAAGGACAUGGCCGUAGUAUUGUUCUAUAACGCUCUCAUCUACACCGCAUUCUACGACAUCACCGCCUCGAUGCCCGUCCUCUUCCAAGAAAUCUACCACUUCAACGACCUGCAAAUCGGCAUCUGCUACAUCCCCUUUGGCUGCGGCUGCGCCCUCGCCAGUUUCGUCAACGGCCGCAUGUUGGACCGCAACUACAAGAAAGUCGCUCGCCAAGUCGGCUUCACCAUCGACCGCAAGCGCGGCGACGACCUCCGCUACUUCCCCAUCGAACGCGCCCGUCUCGAGAUCAUCUGGCCGAUCCUCAGCCUCGGGCUCGCCUGCGUGCUCUGCUACGGCUGGGUUCUCGAGAAGAACGCCAACCUGGCCGCGCCGCUCAUCCUGCAAUUCCUCAUCGGCCUCUGCGUCAACGGCUCCUUCAACAUCCUCAGCACGCUGGUCGUCGAUCUCUACCCGCAGAGCCCGUCCACCGCGACCGCCGCCAACAAUCUCGUGCGCUGCUUCAUGGGCGCUGCUGGGACCGGCAUCAUCAAUAUCAUGAUCGACCAUAUGGGUCGUGGCUGGUGCUUCACGUUCAUCGCGCUGGUCUGCAUAGUCGCGAUGCCUCUCCUCUGGGUCGAGUUGAAAUGGGGCCCGAAAUGGCGGGAGGAGCGCAUGGUAAGGAUCGAGAAACAGGCCGAGAAGAAGAAGAGAUUGCGCGAUCAUUCUCACGAUCCCGUGCAGGAAACGAAUGAAAAAUCUUAGAAUAAAAAGAAUAUAUCAAAAUACAAAAAAACAUCUUAAUAUAACAUGAAGAUAGAUUCUUGAUUUUUUUGCGCGUGAGAUGCAUAGACGGACGGACCUUUCGGAAAACACAGAGGCGGCUGG
Messenger RNA from Amorphotheca resinae ATCC 22711, 1982 nucleotides. RefSeq lists its product as hypothetical. Gene Ontology annotation, biological process: transmembrane transport. Gene Ontology annotation, molecular function: transmembrane transporter activity. The transcript has a single exon. The record is from RefSeq and is a predicted model, not a curated record. Bases 144 to 1859 code for a protein of 571 amino acids. Lineage: Eukaryota; Fungi; Ascomycota; Leotiomycetes; Helotiales; Amorphothecaceae.